AUGUUAGAUGGCUGCAGGCGCAGGCACACCCGACAAGACGCACGAUGCCCAAUAACCUUACCAAUUCUAACUUCACUCCUGGAAUUUCUACCACAUGUUUGCAACCAUACAUAUGACGUGGUUUUAUUUCGAGCUGCCUUCUUGGUUGCCUUUUUCGGUUUUCUCAGAAUAAGCGAGUUUACUACCUCUUCUAAGCAAGGUCCAGUUACAUUAAGCAAGAAUGGUGUAUCAAUUCAUUUAGUUUUGAAACGGGCAAUUAGUUUCUGUGGAUUGCCUAUCGAAUUUUAUACAUCUCACUCCUUUAGAAUUGGUGUAGCUACAUCUGCUGCUGUUUCGGGUGUGCCUGAUGCAAGGAUUCAAGCCAUGGGAAGAUGGGCGUCUAAUUCUCAUAAGCGAUACAUUCGGGUUCAGUGGCAGUAA
Molecule: messenger RNA, 420 nt
Organism: Lytechinus variegatus (green sea urchin)
Lineage: Eukaryota; Metazoa; Echinodermata; Echinoidea; Temnopleuroida; Toxopneustidae
Exons: 2
Coding region: 1-420 (139 amino acids)
Biological process (GO): DNA integration; DNA recombination
Molecular function (GO): DNA binding
Source: RefSeq, a predicted model, not a curated record